CAGGACUAACAAGUCCCAUGGGCCCAUUAACUACUUCGACGUGCGAGCCAUUUUCCCGCCAUUUACUGAUGAUCAAAAGGGUAGUGUUCCUUCUCUCUCUCUCUCUGCAAACUCACUCUCUCAUUCCUUGAGCUUGGCAAUGGCUUCUUCCAAACCCUUGACGGAGUUCUUCCAACCCGCCAAGCGGUUGAAGGUCCUUCCAUCCUCCGAAACCCUAUCUUCCAAAUCCAUCAUUUCCUCUCUCUGCCACACCUCUGCUAGCGACCCUGACAAGACCGACGACGGUUGUCUCCGAAGCAACUCUCCUUCCAGUCUCACCGUCGAGCAGAAAACCAGGAUUGAGUUUAACAAAUCUCUCGCAAGAUGGAAACGCAACCUCAGAAUCUGCACCGAGAGAGUCUCCAAGUCCAAAGAUGAUGGAGUGGAUUAUUUGAAACUGGAGGGUCUCUUGGUUGAGGAGACGUGGUUGGAAGCUCUUCCUGGAGAGCUUGAGAAACCCUAUGCGAAGAAUCUGUGCAAAUUUGUUGAAAGUGAACUGCGUGGAAGUGUUCCAAUCUACCCGCCUUCUCAUCUAAUUUUCAAUGCUCUUCAUUCGACCCCUUUCGACAGGCUCAAAGUUGUGAUCCUUGGCCAGGAUCCUUAUCAUGGACCUGGUCAAGCAAUGGGCCUUGCUUUCUCAGUGCCAGAGGGAGUCAAGGCCCCUUCUAGUCUGGUUAAUAUAUUCAAGGAUCUUCAACAAGAUCUGGGCUGUUCUAUUCCGUCUCAUGGGAAUUUAGAACGAUGGGCAAUACAGGGUGUUUUAUUACUCAACACUGUACUCACUGUGAGGCAUCAUGAUGCUAAUUCUCAUGCAAAGAAGGGGUGGGAAUCAUUUACUGAUGCUGUUAUCUGUGCAAUCUCUCAAAAGAAAAGUGGAGUUGUAUUUCUUCUUUGGGGGAACUCUGCUCAGAAGAAAUCCAGAUUGAUUGAUGAGUCAAAGCACCACAUUCUCAGAGCUGCUCAUCCUUCUGGUUUAUCCGCAAACAGAGGUUUCUUUGGGUGCAGGCAUUUUUCUAAGACAAAUCAGAUUUUGGAGAAAAUGGGUAUUCUCCCCAUCGAUUGGCAACUAUAGCUAUGCAGGGUGCUGACUCUCAUUUUUUUGACUUCUUUUUGUGUACAUGUUCAUCUAAGUUGUUUUUAGCUCUCCUGGAUGAUGAAGAUUGGUACAUUUUCGUAUUUACUUGGCUGGUAUUUAAACUUGUCUUUAUAAUAUUACUUGAAAACAGAAUCUUUCUAACCCUUCAUGAAUACAAUCUGCUGAUUUCACCA
Macadamia integrifolia is the source of this 1308-nucleotide messenger RNA. Its product is annotated as uracil-DNA glycosylase, mitochondrial. Gene Ontology annotation, biological process: base-excision repair; base-excision repair, AP site formation via deaminated base removal. Gene Ontology annotation, cellular component: mitochondrion; nucleus. Bases 140 to 1111 code for a protein of 323 amino acids. Gene Ontology annotation, molecular function: uracil DNA N-glycosylase activity. The record is from RefSeq and is a predicted model, not a curated record. The transcript is spliced from 7 exons. NCBI's taxonomy places the organism in Eukaryota, Viridiplantae, Streptophyta, Magnoliopsida, Proteales, Proteaceae.